Molecule: messenger RNA, 501 nt
Organism: Dichomitus squalens LYAD-421 SS1
Lineage: Eukaryota; Fungi; Basidiomycota; Agaricomycetes; Polyporales; Polyporaceae
Exons: 2
Coding region: 1-501 (166 amino acids)
Source: RefSeq, a predicted model, not a curated record
AUGGACGUACCAGAAGACCCGAUCACGGAGCUCGCAGUGGGCAUCGACUUGAGCCCCUGCCCCACGCUCGACUUCUUGCGAAUCCUGGUGAAUUCGGAGUUCGUGAGAGACGGAAGGACCGCUAUGCUUCAGGCAAUGCUCAAGUCAUGGAAGGCGGAGGUUUCUCUCCAAACCGUCUAUCUCGUGGCACGCGCCGAGGAUCAACUGCAUCGACAACAAUUUGCACGCCUGCUCAGUAUAAUCGGCCUUGUCCUGGAAAAGUGGCUGUGGAAUGGCACUGACACACCGUCAAGUGUAGUUGCUCAGGUCAGCGAGCACGAUGUGCGACGACGAGUAUCGGUCGGCAUUCGUGACAGGCACGUUUGGCGAGGUUGGUGGUGGAAGCGUCUCGAAGAGUGCUUCCCGACGUUCGCGCGGUUUGACGCGCUCCAGAUGGAUUAUGCCAUACGUGAGUACUUCUCCGAGAAACAUCGUUGCGAGCAAAUACGGGAGACUCUCUGA